CCGGCGUCCCCAACGAGAAGAUCGCCACAUGGCUCCAGGACUGCAGAACGCCUCUGGGAGCCUCCCUGGAUGAGCAAAGCAAUCCUCUGCUGAAGGGCAUGCUGGUGAGGAAUGGAGGAAGUUUUGAAGAUGACUUAUCCUUGGGAGCCGAAGCUAAUCACCUACGGAGCGACACCCCGAUGGAAGCAUGCAAUGGUAUGUUGGCGAAGGAGAGGAGACUGCAGUUUCACCAGAAGGGGAGAAGUAUGAACUCCACGGGGUCUGGAAAAAGCAGUGCAACCGUUUCAAGUGUUUCUGAAUUACUGGAGCUUUACGAGGAAGACCCAGAAGAAGUGCUCUAUAACCUUGGGUUUGGAAGAGAUGAACCAGAUAUUGCCUCAAAAAUUCCAGCAAGAUUUUUUAAUUCAUCAUCAUUUGCUAGAGGAAUAGACAUCAAAGUGUUUUUGAAUGCCCAAAUGCAGCGCAUGGAAGUGGAAAAUCCAAACUUUGCUUUAACAAGUCGCUUUCGCCAGAUUGAAGUGCUUACUACUGUGGCCAACGCCUUUUCCUCUUUAUACUCUCAAGUCUCCGGGACUCCGCUGCAGAAAAUCGGCAGCAUGAACUCGGUGUCCUCCAGCAAGGAGGCGCCCAGCCCUCCGCCCCUGACCCGCAGCAACACAGCCAGCCGCCUGAUGAAGACGCUGUCCAAGCUCAACCUGUGCGGCGCUCAGCAGCCCGACGGGGGCGGCGCCUCGACGCCGUCGCCCGUCGACAAAGGGAAGGGCCCCGCAGAGCCCGGCGGUGAGGAAAACGAUGCUAAAAACGAUCCUAAAUUGCCAAAACACUCCAAAAAGAAAGACUCGCCCUCUUUGUUGGCUACUGUCAGGGAGGAGAUGGCUGCUAAUCAGACAAAUACUGCGGACGUGCACAAACCUGCGGAGCUUCCUGCUGGAGCUGAUGAUGUGCAGGAGAGYGCUGUGCCAUACAGCAAGCAGGCAAGCUCCCAGCACAGCCCGUGUGAGGAAUCUCCUCUUUUGGACUCUCCCAACCUCAGCAGCGAUUCCAGCGCCUCUAGUGAGUCUGAAAGUAGCACUCAGGUGCAAAGACCUCCCACGACAUCGCCAGGCAAAGAGCCCUGUGCUCCCAUAGCCAAUCCAUCCAUAAUGAAUCUCAUGCUGCCGCAGAAGGACUCCUUUGAGAUGGAAGAGAUCCAGAGCACAGAGGGAGACCUACCGCACGUUCCUGCUUCCCACCAGCUGGUAGUGGCCAAGUCAAGGAAGGAUCAGUUGUUACGGACUGCAAGCCAGCACUCUGAUAGCAGCGGCUUCGCGGAGGACUCCUCCACGGAUUGCUUCUCCUUUAACCACCUGCAGGUUCAGGAGCCCUUGCAGGGCAUGGGGAGCAGCGCGGACAGCUGUGACAGCGAGACCACGGUGACGUCGCACAGCGAGGAGCAGAGGACGCCCGUAGCCAAGGAGCCGCUCUUUUUCAAUAAGUUUGAGGAGGAGGAAGAGGAGGAGGAAGAGGAAGAUGAGGAGGAUGAUGAGGARGAAGAGGAUGUUCUCUCUGAAAUGGAGAGACGAGAGGUAGAGGCACCUUCUGAGAACAGAAGGAAAGACAGUAAAAGCGUUUCUGACUUUGAAACUGAACAAAUGCAAGGAGAAAGCAAAUCAUCUCAUACACCAGAGACAGUUCAAGCAGAAGUCAGCUCCAAAGGGGAAGGUGUUUCCAGUGAGCAGGAAGAGCUGGAGCUACCGGAGGAAGGCAGCGAUGACAGCGACCUUGACAAAAGCAGCGCGUUUGAAUUUCCUGAGUACCAAACACACCAUAUUCUCAAGUCAGCAGAAUCUCUUGAAGCUGGUGACUCGUUGCCUUCCUCCGUGGACAGGGUGCACGUGGCGCUGCACAGGGCCCAGAUGAAGAUCGUGGGCACGUCGGAUUCCAGGGCAGGCCGCCCCCUGCUGAAAUCAAAGGACCUCCUCAGGAAGCAGAGGUGCUGGUUUGCCGAGUCGGGCUACCCGCUAAGGCGGUCGCAGUCCCUGCCAGCUGCCCUGCUGAACCCAGUGAAGGUGGUGUCCUCUGUGAACGUSCAGCUAGCUCCAGGAAAAGAGACUCUGUGCAGUCCUCCUUCUUUUACCUACAAGUACACCCCCGUGGAGGAUAAGGAGAACCUGACAUCGGAGAAGGACAGGUCGGAGGAUGAGCCAGCUGCCAGUCAGCCUGUGUGCAAAUCCACCCUGUUCAUUGCUCCUUCGUCCUCCAAGAGGGAAGUGUCCCAGGGCGGGCCCGGCAGGCUGCCCGAGGAGCCCGCUCACGGCAGGGUGCAGAGCUGCCCGCUGCACAUCCCUGCACACAUGUCCCAGUCGGCCUGUUCCCUCCACUCGCUUCCCUCCGAGUGGCAGGACAGGCCGCUGUGCGAGCACAUGAGGACGCUGAGCACCCACAGCGUCCCCAGCCUGUCGGGCUCCUCCUUCGGCGCCGCGCUCUCGCCCUUCGGCUGCCCCUUCUCUCCCAGGCUCGCUGGCUAUUCCCACCGCCCUCACGCCAUCCAUCCACCCUCCACCGUGGAGAUGCAGCUGCGCCGAGUCCUGCACGACAUCAGAAACUCUCUGCAGAACCUCUCUCAGUACCCAGUGAUGAGAGGCCAUGAUCUUUCAGCGGCCACCAGUUACACUACUCAGAGAUCAUCCAUUCUACCUCUGUAUGAAAAUACUUUCCAGGAGCUACAAGUGGUGAGGCGAAAUCUGAACUUAUUCAGAACCCAAAUGAUGGAUUUGGAAUUGACCAUGUUACGUCAACAGACCACAGUCUAUCAGCACAUGACUGAAGAGGAAAGAUAUGAAGCUGAUCAGCUGCAGAGCUUGAGGAAGUCUGUCCGCAUGGAGCUGCAGGAGCUAGAAAUGCAGCUAGAAGAACGUCUGCUUGCUUUGGAAGACCAGCUGAGGAGUCUGCACAUGUCUUCACCUUACAGACCUCAGGCACAUAUGGGUAUGUAUGGUAGCAGAAGUGCUGAUAAUCUUUCAUGCCCUUCUCCACUGAAUGUCAUUGAACCAGUCUCCGAACUUAUUCGAGAGCAGUCAUUUCUGAAGUCUGAAUUGGGUUUAGGACUGGGAGAUCUUGGACUGGAAACUCUGCCAGCAGAGGGUUCAGAGUCUGUGUUCUCUCAUGGAAACUCUGAUUCUUCUUCAGUGUGCUCGAGUCAUGCAAGUAGGAAAGCUGGUGGUGGAUCCUCUGAGCUAACAGGAAAGCCUAAGAGUCAAAGCAAGAAGUUAUACCGAGCCUCAGUUGCCUUAACGCCRACUCCCCCUGUGAGAGCAGGUGCUGGACAGCAAGCAGAAAGCGCCGAGGAGCUGGUGGACUCCAAGUCAGAGGUGGAACACAGCAAACUUGAAAAAGUUCCGCUAGUGCCUUCAGUUGAUGAAAUCCACAAGAGUGUGGAGCAGGAGGAGCUGCAGCAGGUCAUACGAGAGAUCAAGGAAUCUAUUGUUGGUGAAAUACGACGGGAAAUAGUAAGUGGGUUGUUAGCAGCUGUAUCGUCUCCGAGCAGAUCUGCAACUGCAAAGCAAGAUUCACAGCCAUGAAACAGUGCUACAGGUUGGAUGUGGUCCGAAAUGCUGUGGAAUUCUGCUUUGGGCRGCAUGCACUGGUGAAAGUGUCCAGCUCUUCUUGCUUCAGGAGAUGUUAAAGCUGCUGAGAUAGGCUACUGUAGUCAACGCUUGGUUCUCCGAUGCAUACUUUCUCUUGAGUUCAUAUAUAAAGCCUUAGACACUUUAACUAGUUUAUUACUUUCCAUAAAGCAUCAGCAAAACUGUGGCUAUCCAAAAGGUUUUGUAUUUAUUUGUAUGUCCCUGUUGUAAAUUUUUAUGUAGCUAAUUUCUGUAGUGAUGUAUCAUGAAACUUGAAGAUUUCCAGACUUAAACAAUUUAUAAAUAACACACAAAUAUUCAGCCUAGCUUUUUAAAAAACAAACAAAAACACUGACCUCUAUGAGGUAUUUAUUGUGCAAUAACUGAUCCACUUUGAGAGCUUGAAACAACCAAUAAUUGUUUCCACUGCUGUUACKUAGUGCCACUUCAAAAGAAGGAAAAAUCCUGUUGUAAAAAUUGCUGUUAAUUCUUGGGGAGGUUACUAUUAGCAGAGUGGUAGAAUGACAUGAGGUUACUUAAAACUACUUAAAGUUCUGACACUGAACGCCUUAUCUUUGUGUAGAGACAACUUUUAACUAAUUUUAUUUGCUUCCUUACUGUUUGUUUGCCCCUCAUUCUGUGGAAAAGUGCCUUAUUUUUAAGCCUUUGUUGCAGUUAUAUCAAGAGAAGUUCUCUCUUCUGCUUUAUAUUAACAGAAUACAAUGGAAGUCCUGAUAUUCUGAAAGCAAUUAGGAUGUAUAAUUUGGAAUGGCUGAAUGACCUUGCUUGUAUUAUGGGGAAAAUGGAAACAUUUCUUUUCCUUCCUCAUCCUUCACUGAUUCUAUUUUCAGUUAGCCUAGUGAACAUGUGUUUGUUCCGAUGGAGAAAAUUGGAAGUCAUUGGAGGUUUAUGUGGUCAAGUAGACAUUUAGCAGAUAUGUAAUAUCCCAUCUGACUGUGCUUGGAAUUUCUUUUUUCCUCCU
Molecule: messenger RNA, 4587 nt
Organism: Nothoprocta perdicaria
Lineage: Eukaryota; Metazoa; Chordata; Aves; Tinamiformes; Tinamidae
Gene: ITPRID2
Product: ITPR interacting domain containing 2
Exons: 17
Coding region: 99-3560 (1153 amino acids)
Molecular function (GO): signaling receptor binding
Source: RefSeq, a predicted model, not a curated record